Molecule: messenger RNA, 4029 nt
Organism: Cotesia congregata
Lineage: Eukaryota; Metazoa; Arthropoda; Insecta; Hymenoptera; Braconidae
Source: the annotation of a GenBank genome assembly
AUGGAUAAUAUUAUCGAAAUGGGGAAUCCAUCUAAUAGUACAAUUUACGGUGGAUUAAGUCAACAUAUUGAUUUUAAUUCAUUACCCGAUCCGAGUGAACGUUUUGAAUUGCAAGAUUUAAUUGGUGAAGGAACUUACGGAGAAGUUUAUGCAGCUUUUGAUAAAGAAACAGACACGCAAGUUGCUGUUAAAAUUUUAGAAAAUAUCGCUGAUAAUAUUGAAGAGAUAGAAGAAGAAUAUUUAAUUUUACGUGAUUUGGGUUUUCAUCCAAAUCUUCCAUUAUUUUAUGGUUUGUAUUUUAAAAAAAGUGACUCUUCAGACAAUCAAGAUCAAUUGUGGUUUGUUAUAGAGCUUUGUACUGGAGGAUCAGUGACGAAUCUUGUACAGGGACUUAAAAAACGCGGAAGCCGUUUAACUGAUAACCAAAUAGCAUAUAUAAUAAAAGAAACUGUAGAAGCACUUAUAUAUAUGCAUAAUAAUAAUUGUAUGCAUCGAGAUGUUAAAGGUCACAAUAUAUUGUUGACUGAAGAUGAGGGUGAACCACCUUUAUCAGAAUUGCAUCCAAUGCGUGCUUUAUUUCAAAUUCCACGUAACCCACCUCCAAGUUUAAAAAAUCCAGACAUUUAUUCCCCAGAAUUGUCUGAUUUUAUAGCUGAAUGCUUAGUUAAAGACCUUGAACACCGUCCGUACGCAACAGAGUUAAAGCAACAUCCUUUAUUAAAUGAUAUUGAUUUUAUGAUUCCGCAAAUAAAAUUAGAACUAGUUGAAGAGAUAAAAUUACAAAAAUCAUCAUCAUCAUCAUCAUUAAUAAUAAACCGUCGAAUUGAAUCAACAACAAAGCACGGAAAAUUAAAAGUAAAUCGCAAAGCGCCACCGAAAAAAAUCUACUUUGAUGAUUUAGCGGCACUGGAUUCAUUUACUGAAGAGAUAAUUGUCGAACAAUUGGAGGAAAGAUUUAAACAGGGUCAAAUUUAUACUUAUAUUGGGGAUAUAUUAGUCGCUGUAAAUCCUUAUAUUAAUCUCGGACUGUACACAGGAAUAGAACAACGUCGUUAUCGUGGACAAGCUAGGUCAGAUAAUUUGCCUCAUAUAUUCGCAGUUGCUGAUGCAGCUUACCAAGCUUUGCUCCACCAGCGAAUUAACCAAUCAAUAAUAAUAAGCGGAGAAUCUGGAGCUGGUAAAACAGAAAGUGCUAAUCUAUUGCUCAAACAAUUGGUUUAUUUAAGCAAAGCUCCCAAUCGUAAUAUUGAAGAGCAGAUACUUGAAGUUAAUCCAAUUAUGGAGGCUUUUGGCAAUGCAGCAACUGGUAUUAAUAAAAAUUCAUCUAGAUUUGGUAAAUAUUUAGAAUUAACAAUUACUAAAGGCGGUAAAGUUACUGGUGCACGAAUUGCUGUUUAUUUACUUGAACAAUCUAGGGGAUUAAAUGCUCAAGAAAAAUUAAGUGAAUAUCAUUUAUCUUCACAAAAUUUGUAUAAAUAUUUAACUUGUAAUGAAAAUGUAGAAAAUGCUCAAUUAAUUUUUGUUGAUAAGUUCAACCAAAUUAAUAAAAGCUUCAAAGUAAUUGGCUUUCAUGAAGAUCAAGUGAAUACAGUUUACAGAGUCCUUGCUGUAAUUUUAAAUUUAGGAAAUAUUGAAUUCAAAGAACAAGACUCUGAAGACAAUAAUGAUGACAAUGACGACAAUAAUAACAAAUGCACUGUUGCUGAUAUUGAACCAUUAAACAACGUUGCAGAUUUGUUAGGAGUUGAAUCUCAAGAUUUGUUAGAAACUUUUACAUCAAUAUCUGUUGUAACACAUGGAGAAACAAUAGUCCGUAACAAUACAAUCAACGAAGCACAAACAAUUCGUGAUGGGAUGGCUAAAGGAUUAUACGGACGGCUAUUCGAUUGGAUUGUUAAUCAAAUAAAUGAUUGCAUUAGUUUCAACCGUAGUUUAAAUAAAAAUUAUGAACCAUUGACAAUUAGCCUGUUGGAUAUUUUUGGAUUUGAAAACUUUUCCAAAAAUUCGUUUGAACAAUUGUGUAUAAAUAUUGCUAAUGAGCAGAUACAGUAUUACUUUAACCAGCAUAUUUUUACUUGGGAGCAACAAGAGUAUAUUGCUGAGGGAAUUCCAAUUGAUGUAAUUGAAUUCUAUGAUAAUCGUCCGGUGCUGGAUAUGUUAUUGAGCAGACCAAUUGGAUUAUUGGCGUUGCUAGAUGAAGAAACGCGAUUUCCAGGAGCUAAUGAUAAAUCCCUAAUUGAAAAGUUUCACAAUAAUAUUAAAUCACAAUUUUACAUCCGUCCAAAAUCAGACGCACUUUGUUUUGCAGUUAAUCAUUUUUCUGGACGAGUUGUGUACCAAGCUGAAGGAUUUCUGGAUAAAAAUCGCAACUUUUUAUCCCCUGAAGUUGUUCAACUUAUCCGACAAUCGCAAUUUGAUAUGAUAAGGUUCUUAUUUCAGUGUCCUAUUACCAAAACAGGAAAUUUGUAUUCAACUACAACCAUGACGAAGCGUAUUUUUAAUAAUAAAGAUGAUAGAAAUUAUUUAACCACACGUGAUAAAUAUCCAAAUCGAAUUAGUGUAUUAGCAUCGCAAUCGCGAGUUCAACAAACAGUUUCAAUUUAUUUUAGGUACUCAUUGAUGGAUCUAUUGCAAAAAAUGGUAAGUGGUACUCCGCAAUUUGUGCGUUGCAUCAAACCAAAUGACCUAUCAAGCCCCCAAUUGUUUGACAAUGAAAAAGUAAUCAAACAAUUACGUUACACUGGUGUUCUUGAAACAAUCCGAAUAAGACAAAAUGGAUUUUCCCAUCGAAUAUCAUUUGCUGAUUUUUUAAAACGCUAUUGCUUUUUGGCAUUUGGAUGGGAUGAAACAGUUUUAGCUAAUCGUGAUAAUUGUAGAUUGUUAUUAAUACGUCUAAAAAUAGACGGUUGGGCUUUAGGUAAGACAAAAGUAUUUUUAAAGUACUAUCAUGUUGAAUUUUUGUCUAAAAUGUAUGAAGAGCAAUUGAGAAAAAUAGUUAUGGUACAAGCUUGGGUAAGAAGGUGGUUGGCUAAAAUUCAUUAUAGAAAAGAAAAAUGGCAAUUGGCGUGCUCAGUUGUUACAUUGCAACGGCAUAUAAGAGGGUGGUUACUGAGGAAACGGUUAACUGAAGCUGUUAUAUCAAAUGAGAGUCAAGAUCAAGAUAGUCGUGUUAGUACGCCUAUUCAUCAAGCGGAAAAUUUAGCUAAGCGGACUAUUCAACCUUUAAAAGAUAGCGAUGAAAAUAUUGAUACAGAUUUGCCAAAAAUGAAUCAAGAUAAUGCUGCUGUUAUUAUCCAAAGUAACUUCCGGGGAUACACCAUCAGAAAAAAAUUCGGGUCGGAGCUUGAACAGAAAUUUAAAGAAAUAUUGAAUAAAUAUGAUAAAAAAUCGGAAGCACGAGAAGCAUUAAUUAAUGAAGGCGUCAGUAAAGAAGAUGCUAUUUUAAUUGUUCAUAGAUGGUACAAGCGUGAAGUUUAUAAUCAGAGAAAAUCAAUUAUUGAUCCUAUUCAUCCUAAAUUAAGACAGGCUGAGCUUAUUCAAUUUUCACAAAAUAUUCAUAUGAAGAAUCAACAAAUUCAUAAAUAUUUACGGCGCAAUAAACCGGGAUUAAGAUUAGCUGAAAUAGAACAGCUACCUGAAGAUUAUGAGCGGCCUGAUGGAUUUAAAAUAGUUGAAAAGAUAAUGGAGUAUCGUGAUGAUAGUCAACUAGAAAAUGACGAUGAUGAUACUGUUAAAUAUUAUAAAAAUUUAAAAGAUGAAAUGAGCAGUGGUUCGGAAUUCGAAGAAGACGAAGCUGGUUGGGACUCACCGCUGAUACAGCUGGAAAAUGACCUUCACCCUACAUCGAGUCGUCCAGCUCAAGUCUUCUUAGAAAUGAAAUCAGAACGAGAGGAUCGAAUAAAAUCCCAAGGCGACUACGCGAUAGCACCGGAACAACAGCUUUCCGAUAUUUGGCACAAAGCCCUGAGACAACCACCUCCGACAAUAGGAAAUUCUGGAAAUUCUAUAAGGUUUUCACUAUUUGUUUGA